Molecule: messenger RNA, 1338 nt
Organism: Lactuca saligna
Lineage: Eukaryota; Viridiplantae; Streptophyta; Magnoliopsida; Asterales; Asteraceae
Source: the annotation of a GenBank genome assembly
AUGGAGGUGGAUGAAAUUGAACGACAGGUGAGUAAGUUUCAAAGGAUUGGUUCUAAUGGAGAUAAUUCUUCAAACCCUCAUAAAAUAGCAACUCUGAGAGGGAAUUUGGAUUUACGAAACCAUGAGCAUCGGUUUCCCGAUGAGAAUGGUGGCGUUGGCGGGAGGCUUUGUGGAUGGCCGGCGUCUCGAAUCGUUAGGGUUUCUAGGGCUUCGGGUGGGAAGGAUAGACAUAGCAAGGUUUUGACAUCGAAAGGGUUGAGAGACCGCCGUGUACGGCUGUCGGUAACGACAGCCAUCCAGUUUUACGAUCUGCAAGACCGAUUAGGUUAUGAUCAGCCGAGUAAAGCGGUGGAGUGGUUGAUUAAGGCGGCGUCGGGUUCUAUCGCUGAGCUUCCAUCUCUUGAUCCGUCGUUUACCGGUGCCGACAGCCAUAACCAGCACCACCACCACGACCAUAACAACCAGCACCAGAAGCAGCUGAGCGAUGCGAAGAAAUCCACCGGACACGACGCCGAAUUUGAAGAUCCGAACUACCAAAAUCACCACGAGCAGAAUAACAAUAAUAAUAAUAAUGUUUCGUUAUCGAAAUCGUCGGCUUGCAGUAGCACAUCGGAGACCAGUAAAGGUUCUGGACUUUCCUUAUCGCGAUCUGAAAAUCGGAUCAGAGCUCGAGAACGAGCUCGAGAAAUGGCGGCGAAGAAGGAAAAGGAAAAGGACACUGAUCACGUUAGGGCUUCUGUUGCGACUCAAGUUAACGGUAUCGCUCAUAACUCAUCCUUUACGGAUCUUCUCACCGGCGGGAUUAACAGCAACACCGUUACUCCGAACCCAGCGGCGACUCCCGAAUCCAGAAUGCAGUGGACAACCCCAAUGGAUUACUUCUUCAACCGUCCACCACAGUCUUCACCCCAAAUUUUCCAAAUGCCACAGUUCAACAUCGCCGCCGUAGAUAACCACCCGCAGCAGCACCAUUUCUCUUUCCUUCAAGAGAAUUUUGCACCGGUUGUGACGACUAGUGGCGGCGACGGUGGCGGAGAAAGCUAUAACUUAAAUUUCUCCAUUGCAUCAUCGUCUUCCGGCGGCGGUAUUGCUCCGGGUUUCAAUAGGGGGACCCUUCAGUCCAAUUUAUUAUCUAUUUUGCCUCAUCACCACCACCACCUCCAGAGGUUUCAGUCGCCAUCUAUGGUGGAUGGAUCCACUUCUACAAACUUCCCGUUCUUCAUAGCUCCGACCAUCGGCUCCGGAGCUCCAGAACAUUUCCCGGCAAUAGGGAAAAGUCAAAGAACUAAGUCUUCUCCAUCUCUGAAGAGAAGAGGGAGUAUGAUCGGUAUGGCAUGA